This is a messenger RNA of Galendromus occidentalis (western predatory mite), 4026 nucleotides long. RefSeq names its product clustered mitochondria protein homolog (gene clu). Gene Ontology annotation, cellular component: cytoplasm. The record is from RefSeq and is a predicted model, not a curated record. Gene Ontology annotation, molecular function: protein binding; mRNA binding. Lineage: Eukaryota; Metazoa; Arthropoda; Arachnida; Mesostigmata; Phytoseiidae. Bases 1 to 4026 code for a protein of 1341 amino acids. The transcript is spliced from 7 exons. Gene Ontology annotation, biological process: organelle organization; intracellular distribution of mitochondria.
AUGACGAAGAAGCGUCAGGACAAGGCCACGAAACUUCCCUUGGACAAGGACGCUCUGAAGACCGGGGUCACCUCUAACGGUGGGACCGAUUGCGAGCAGAAUGUUGUGAAUGGUCAGCCAGAAGCACAAGAGCAAAAACAAGAUGCCGAGCCGAUCGUUGCAAAUGAGCCGAGCACCCAAGAGCAGAAUGCCGGAAAUCAACAGAACGGCGAAGCUGAAUUAGAUGCCGACAUGAUGUCGGACGUGCCUUUCAACAUCAUCGUUGAACUCCCCAACGAUAAAACAGUGGAGCUUUGCGUUUCUCCUCAGGAGCUGGUCCAAGAAACUCAUCAGCGAUUGAUGGAUAUGCAAGACACGUGUCAUAGAACAUGCUUCCAUUUGACCUUCAACAAUGUGACAUUGGACAAUUUCGCCGAGUUGAAGUCGAUCGAAGGUCUCAAGGAAGGGAGCAUAGUCAAAUUCAUAGAAGAGCCGUACACGCAGCGCAAAGCCAAGACACACCUGCGCCAUAUCAGGGACAUGAUCAACUGCGUGUCGCCCGCUGAGAUAUUCUCGGGACAGGACUUCAAUUCUCCGUCGUUUCUCAGCAUCCUCACCGGCGGGGACGUUAUCGCCAGGGUGGUUGACGGCAAUAAAAGCAUCCGGCUAGACGAGGACUGCACGCCGCCGAGUUUCAUCAUGCCCGGCGCGAAGGACGUACCCUUAUCGGGGCUCCUGCUCGAUUGCGAGGAACAACAUAGGAAAGCGCUCAAGGUUCUGACUCUGAGCGGAUGGAACCCGCCCCCGGGUCCGCGAAAGCUGCGAGGCGACCUAUUGUACCUGUACGUUACGACACUAGAAGAGAAAACCUAUCACCUGACCGCCUCCUCCAAAGGAUUCUUCGUGAAUUGUUCUACCGAGGAAGUGUUCGACCCGAGGAAACAAUCUCAGUUGGGGAAAGCUUCGCAGACUUAUCACUCGCUAGUCGACUUGCUCAAUAACCUCAGUUCGGGCUUCAAGAAAAACUUCGCGUUGAUUCAGAAGUUCCGCUGCUCCCGUAACGACCUCGAGCGCGUGAUAACGCCAUACCAAGUGUACUCGUGGCUCGCACCGACUAUCGAGCACACUUUAGACGCGAUACGCGCCGAAGAUGCAUCUUCAUUCAAGCUCGGAUACGAGGAACAGAUACCCGGUCAGACUCGUGAUUGGAACGACGAACUUCAGUCGAGCAAGGAAUUGCCUAAAACCGAUCUGCGCCAAAGAAUUCAGCGCGAGCGUGCCCUAUUCAAAGUCCACGGAGAUUUCGUUUCGGCGGCGACGCGCGGUGCGAUGGCUGUCGUCGACGGGAAUGUUUUAGCGUUAAAUCCCGGGGAGGACUUCCGAUCACAGAUGUUCAUUUGGAACAACAUUUUUUUCUCGAUGGGAUUCGACGUCCGAGACCACUACAAGGAUUUCGGAGGAGAUGCCGCCGCUCACGUAGCCCUGAUAAACGAUCUGAAAGGCGUCCAGGCUUACUUCAGCGCCGAUGUCGAUGGCCUACAUACGUUGGGAACGGUUGUUAUAGAGUACCGAGGGUAUCGCGUGAUGGCUCAGUCCAUCAUCCCUGGGAUCUUGGACAAAGAGCAGGACCAAUCUGUCGUUUAUGGCUCGAUCGACGGUGGGAAAACAAUCGUCACCCAUGAAAAAUACGUGGAAUUGCUGUCGCAAGCGGCGGAGACGGUUCGCGUUCAACCCCACGGGGUCUACGACUCGAAACACGAAGCGGUCAAACUGUACUCUUCGAUUGAAUGCAAAGGAAUCGUCGGAGACGAUUCGAGACAUUAUAUCCUGGACCUCUCGAGAACCUUCCCACCCGACGUCAACUACUUGAAACAGAACUUCGCGGAGCUGCCCAGUGAGCUUAAGGAUCUGGGCUUCCCGAAGGAGCAGAGGCAUAAGCUGUCUUCUCUCCGUCAGGAACUCAUCGAACAUUUUGUUGACCACAAGUACGUUAUGUUCGUCAAGAGCUGCGCAAUGGAGUACCAAAAUCUCGAGAGAGCGGACAAGGACGCGAAGCAAGCGAAAGAAAUCUCCAACGGUAAAGAAUCCGAGUCCGCAACUCCCGCUGUGGAAAAAGGAAACGAUUCGGUGGAAACCAAGUCACCGGAAGAUGAGACGAAGGAAAGUGAGCGGAAAUCCGAAAUCCUCAAGAAAGCCACCGAAGCCGUCAACUCGCUCAGGGACGACAAGUUCCACAUUGCUUUCAACUCGGAUGCCUUUCUCGAAAACAUAGAAUUAGUUGAAAGUCCAACUCUAGCGAAAGAGCGUCAGCUGAUCGUUGAAGCAGCCGACUUCCUCGUCAACACCCAAAUCCCCCAUCUCGUCAAGGAGACCAAAGAACACGGAGCUUCGAUAAUGGACGGCUAUAUGCUGACAGGCGCCAUGCACAGCAAGGGAAUCAAUAUGCGAUAUCUGGGCCUGCUCACGAAGCUGGUCGCAGCCGAACCCAGACUAAGCUACUUGCACUGCAUCUGCAUACAGGAGAUUCUGUGCCGUGCAGCUAAACACAUAUACGUCAGUUACAUGCAGUCGGCCGAGGCUCAUAUGGUCGCGGAGGCCGUAUCGCAUUUUCUCAACUGCCUGUUGAGUACCAAGCUCCCGGCGAACUUCCUUCCGGCUUGCGUGAUCGGCGCGAGCAAGGCCUCGAAGAACCGGAACCGGAGAGCGAAGGGCAGCCAGUCGCCAACUUCGACCGGCUCAGCCACGCCCGUGGUGCAUGCCACCCUGGAUUGGACAACGAUCACACCGAAAACUCUGUUCGAUCUCGUGAAACGGGAGGCUCGUGAGUACUUCGAUUACGAGCUGGACGGUGACUGCUUCGAUGCCACUUAUCAACAGUACGACGUUCACCGGUACGGUCUGAUGAGAGGUUUCUGUCUCAAGACCGGAAUUCAGCUCCGACAGAAGAACUAUCAUCUACAAUCGAGUCUCAGCACCGGCGCGUUCACGGACCAGGACGUCGCGAGUCUCUUCCCCGUCGUGCGUCACAUGGAGCCCCGCGCGAGCGACGCGUUCCGGCGCUAUUUGGAUGCUCAAACCAGAAUUCAACAAGGCUCUCUGACGGACGCCUUCGACCUCAUAGCCGAAUCGUUGCAGCUCAUGAAUCACGUGUACGGCCCGUCGCAUCCGGAAAUCGUGCAAUGCAUGAAGUUCCUCGCUAGACUGUCGUACAUUCUCAACGAGCACGAAACCGCGCUGCUGCAUCAGCGACGCGCCGUCAUCAUGUCGGAGCGAGUCAACGGGUUCGACAGCCCACACACGAUCCUGGAGUACGGGAGUCUCGCGUUGUAUCUCUUCGCUUGCGGACAGGUCUCAACGACGUUGAAGGUCCUCUACAGGAUGCGAUACCUCAUGUUGACGGUGUGCGGCGAGAAACAUCCCGACAUGGCGACCCUGGACGCAAACAUCGGACUCGUCCUGUUCGCUAUGCAGCAAUACGAUCUCGCGCUGAGCUUCCUAGAGCAUUCGCUGCGUCUCAACAUCCAGUUCCAUGGGGAAAAGUCGCUGAAGACCGCGCUGAGUUACCAUCUGGUCGCCGAAGCACAGUCGUGCCUGGGAGAUUUCCGGAGCGGACUGAAGAACGAGAAGGAGACGUACGCCAUCUACCGGGCGAUCCUGGGAGACAAUCAAGACAACACGAAGGAAAGUGCGGAGUUCCUCCGACACUUGACGCAGCAAGCCGUUCAGCUGCAGAAGCAAAUCAACAAACUCAGUGAUAGUGCCAACAUGCCGAAGAAUGCCAACAAGGUCAUCCCUCCAAUCAACGUCGCGCCUAUCCCGAUGGGGAGAGUACUCGAUUGGCUCAACAAAAUCAAUGGAAUCAUCUAUUUCAGAAUCAGUCAUGCAGACAUCGAGGCGCUGCGCGUAGAGUUUACCAAGAGGACCCCGGAGAACGAAGAACAGCCGAUUGAAGGCAGCAUCAUCGAAGAGAUCGCGAAAUCGAACAAGAACGCAGAUCCAAAGCACGAGUCAAAUGACAUCAUGAGAGAGCCCGUCGUUUCUUCUUAG